Molecule: messenger RNA, 1254 nt
Organism: Lactuca saligna
Lineage: Eukaryota; Viridiplantae; Streptophyta; Magnoliopsida; Asterales; Asteraceae
Source: the annotation of a GenBank genome assembly
AAAAAAGAAAAACAAAAGUCGUAUCCGCAUACAGGAAAGGGCAUUAUGGUAAACUCGUGAAACACCUCGUUCUUGCCUACUUCCUGGCUCCCUGCUACUCCCUGUUCUUUUCUCUCGAAUGUAUAAAACUCACCUCAGCCAUACUCAUUCACAUCUUCAAAGUUCAAACUCAAAACACUAUCAUCCUUUUAAUAGCAACCCUCUUCUCCGAUCAAUUUUCCGUUUUAAUACCCCUAUUCUCCGAUCAAUUUUUCGAAUCAAAAUCCAUACCAACAAUCUGCAAAUAUGUGUGGUGGUGCAAUCCUCUCCGAUAUCAUAGCCCCGGCGGCUAAUCGUUCUCGCCGGCUCACUGCCGAUCUUCUUUGGAGCAACGAUUUCACAAAGAGCUCUAGCAGUUACUUCUCAAACCCUCCACAAUCCGAUGCCUUUGAUGUUGACGAUGAGUUCGAGGCCGAUUUUCAGGGAUUUAAGGAUCAGGUUGAAAUCGAUCAGGAUAACAAGCCUUUUGCUUUCUCCGCCUCCAAAGACUCCGCUCCUGCUCGUGGGUCAAGAUCUGUGAAAUCUGAUGAUCAGGUUGAGAGAUCUGGUUCCAGGAAAAGGAAGAACCAGUACAGAGGAAUCCGUCAGCGGCCAUGGGGAAAAUGGGCCGCAGAGAUACGUGAUCCAAGGAAAGGCGUCCGUGUAUGGCUUGGAACCUUUAAUACCGCUGAAGAAGCUGCGAGGGCUUACGACGCCGAGGCCAGACGCAUCCGUGGUGAGAAAGCAAAAGUCAACUUUCCGGAGAAAGCUUCUCCGGCGAAGCCCAAAUCCCGGAAACCUGUUUACAAACUAGGAUCUGUGGAAGAGAAACCAAAAGCUAAUCUUACCGCGGAUAUGCCGGCGGCGAAACCAUUUAUUCCGUCCGAAACUGCUGCCUUUUACUUCAGCUCCGAUCAGGGUAGCAACUCGUUCGAUUGUUCCGAUUUCCCAUGGGGGGAGAACUGUGUAAGAACUCCCGAGAUCACAUCUGUGCUUUCUGAAGUCGAUGAAGCUAACUUUAUGGAAGAUUGUAAUCCAGCGAAGAAGCCGAAAACAGAGUCUGUGAAUUUGGUCUCAGAUUGUGAGAAUACCGAUGAGCUGUUCUUUGAGAUGCCAUGGGAUACUUCUUCCGUCGACGCUUUCCUCAACGGCGAUUCAACAACUCAGGAUUGUGAAAGCGUCAUGGAUCUAUGGAGCUUCGACGAUCUCCCUGUCAUGAUGAACGGAGGAUUCUAA